AUGGUUAUCGAAAAAGUACAUGGUCUUCAGGCCACCGCUCUGAGUUUAAACGAUCGGUUUACACUCUUGGCGAAAGCUGCCCCUGAUCGUGUUAUGCGGCAGCAGCAGCAGCGCAGGCGCAACUCCCUAGGACCAUCGUUAGCACAAAAGUUAAACUUGGGAAAUCAACUAUUGGUUGAACAAGUUGCCCGGCAAUUGGAAAUGCAGGCUAAGCGGGCUCUGAGACAACGCCUGGGCAUACCACAAACAGGAAUACGCAGAUUUGGCAGUGAAAGCAAUUUGCAGAGAUUGAGGAGAUCAAAUAGCUUUGGCAACCUAAGCCAACAAAGUGUUAAAAAUAGAGUUUCUUGGAGAAACAAUGGAAAUCUAAGUAGGUCAGCUUCAUUCAGCAAUUUGACGAGUGCAUCCUGGCGUGGCUUCCGUCGGCGCGCAGGCGUUCAGCGCCAGCUCAGGGGACGAUUCAGAGGUCGGGGUGCCCGCGGUAGGAACGGGCUGGGCGGCGCUCCCCGCGCACAGUACCGCGUGCCGCAGAGAAACCGCGCGCAGCCCGCACCACUCGCACGGCGCGGCCGGGGGGCGGCGCGGGGGAGGGGAGGCGUCACCCGCACACAGCAAAAACCAAUCACCAAAGAAGAGUUAGACCGCCAACUAGAUCAGUACAUGGCCAGUUCUAAGGCAGCCCUAGAUAUAGAACUAGAAAACUAUAUGAAGAAUGCAAUGGAGAUGGAGUGA
This is a messenger RNA of Arctia plantaginis, 732 nucleotides long. NCBI's taxonomy places the organism in Eukaryota, Metazoa, Arthropoda, Insecta, Lepidoptera, Erebidae. The record is from the annotation of a GenBank genome assembly.